This is a messenger RNA of Rhagoletis zephyria (snowberry fruit fly), 1140 nucleotides long. RefSeq names its product neurogenic locus Notch protein-like. Lineage: Eukaryota; Metazoa; Arthropoda; Insecta; Diptera; Tephritidae. Gene Ontology annotation, cellular component: plasma membrane; signaling receptor complex; cell surface. The record is from RefSeq and is a predicted model, not a curated record. Gene Ontology annotation, biological process: Notch signaling pathway; axon guidance. Gene Ontology annotation, molecular function: calcium ion binding.
UCACAGAUUAAGAACCAGUAUAAUUGCAAGUGUGCUGCCGGUUGGACAGGCAAGCUCUGCGAUGUGGAGAUGGUUUCUUGUGAAGUGGCUGCGAUGCGCAAACAAGUCGGUCUCAAACAACUCUGCAACAACGGCACCUGCAAGGAGAUGGGCAACAUGCAUUUGUGUCAAUGCAAGCAGGGCUAUACCGGCAGCUAUUGUCAGACGGACAUCAAUGAGUGUGAGUCACAGCCUUGUCAGAAUGGCGGCACUUGUUUGGAUCGCGUGGGCGAAUAUAAGUGUAUGUGCCCGAAGGGGUUCCAGGGGCAGAACUGCGAACUGAACAUAGACGAUUGCUCGCCGAACCCGUGCCAGAAUGGCGGCACAUGUCACGAUUUGGUGCAAUCCUUCAGCUGCUCAUGUCCACCUGGCACAUUGGGCAUAAUUUGCGAAAUCAACCAGGAGGAUUGCGUACCAGGCGCUUGUCACAACAACGGUACUUGCAUCGAUCGUGUGGGUGGCUUCGAGUGCGCCUGUCCAGCAGGUUUUGUGGGUUCACGUUGUGAGGGAGACAUCAAUGAGUGCCUGUCUAAUCCCUGCUCGAAUGCCGGCACUUUGGACUGCGUGCAACUGGUAAACAAUUACCAUUGCAACUGCAAGCCCGGCUACAUGGGACGACACUGUGAAAUUAAGGUAGACUUCUGCGCUAAUUCGCCGUGUCAAAAUGGCGGUCUUUGCUCUACAAAACAGUCUGGUCAUCACUGCGUUUGUCCGGUUGGUUUCUACGGCAAAAAUUGUGAGUUCUCCGGUAACGAUUGUGACUCGAAUCCUUGCCAGUCGGGUAACUGCGUGGUGGAUAUGAUGCGCGGCUACCGCUGCGAGUGUCCACCUGGCACCGAAGGCAUGCAAUGUGAAAUCGAUACGAUGGACGAAUGCGCUUCGAAUCCAUGCUUGCAUGGCGCUGCAUGCGAAAAUCUACUGGGUGACUAUGUCUGCUUCUGCCCCAGUAAAAGGCCGGGCAAACGGUGUGAGAUUUACGAUGCCAACUAUCCCGGCUGGGCAUCGGACAACAGCCGUGGGCCGCUCAAUAAAUACACGAAGGAUCUGGAAUACCAACGCGAAAUGUGUAUCAAGCGCGGCUGCGAACAGAAGAAGGGCAAU